UAAUAUCUUGCAGUGCAUCUGUCGACAUCUCGCAGCCCUCCGCCUAGUUUGGAAAAAGAUACGCUGGCUUGGCCCGGUUUGGAAGGACGAUGAAUCCGAUGUGCGGCGCAGGACGCGCUGUGCUGAGAACCCGUGGAUUGCCGCAUACAGCUACCCCGCGAUCACAAAAUUCACAGGUAGCUGCACCCCGCCAUCGCUUUUAUACCCCAUCGAUUGUGCGCGCAGUCAGGCACUUCUCGAGUACGCGGUGCAUCAUGACGGCGACCAAGAUUGACGGCACGGCGAUUGCGAAGAGCAUCCGCGAGAGGCUCGGCGGGUACAUCAAGGAGAAGCAGGGCGUGAACCCGCGGUACCGCCCGAGUCUGAAGAUCGUGCAGGUCGGUGACCGCUCAGACUCCUCCACCUAUGUGCGCAUGAAGCUCAAGGCCGCCGAGGAGGCCAACAUCGACUGCGAGCUCGUCCAGCUGCCCGAAGACACGACGGAGAGUGACCUGCUGCACCGCGUACAUGCCUACAACAACGACCCUGCCGUCCACGGCAUCCUCGUCCAGCUGCCGCUGCCCAAGCACAUCUCCGAGUACGAGAUCACCAGCGCCGUCGCCGACGACAAGGACGUCGAUGGCUUCGGCGCCGCAAGCAUCGGCGAACUGGCCAAGCGCGGCGGCAAGCCUCUGUUCACGCCCUGCACGCCCAAGGGCGUCAUGGUGCUGCUGGAGGAGGCCGGCGUGCAAAUUGCAGGCAAGAACGCCGUCGUGCUCGGCCGCAGCGACAUCGUGGGCAGCCCCGCUAGCUACCUGCUGAAGAACGCCGACGCGACCGUCACUGUCUGCCACUCCAAGACCGCCAACCUGCCCGACAUCGUGCGCCAGGCCGACAUUGUCGUUGCUGCCAUUGGCAAGGCGCAGUUCGUCAAGGGCGACUGGCUCAAGCCCGGCGCCGUUGUCAUCGAUGUGGGCACCAACUUCAUCCCCGACUCCAGCAAGAAGAGCGGCCAGCGCCUAGUCGGUGAUGUCGACUACGAGUCUGCCGCCGAGGUCGCCUCCCAAAUCACCCCCGUCCCCGGAGGUGUUGGUCCCAUGACCAUUGCUAUGCUGCUGCAGAACCUCGUGGAUUCCGCCGAUGCCACCUUCGACCGCCAGACAAAGCGCAAGAUCACCCCGCUGCCCAUUAAGCCUGAAGACCCCAUUCCCUCCGACAUUGCUAUCUCACGCAAGCAGCACCCCAAGCACAUCACAACCAUCGCCAAGGAGGUCGGCAUCCUGCCCCACGAACUGGAGCCAUAUGGUGCCACCAAAGCGAAGGUCGACUUGUCUCUGCUGAAGCGUCUUGAGCACCGCAAGAACGGUCGCUACGUCCUCAUUGCCGGUAUUACCCCCACUCCUCUUGGAGAGGGCAAGUCCACAACCACCAUCGGUGUAGCACAGGCAUUGGGCGCACACCUUGGCAGGAUAUGCUUCGCCAACGUCCGUCAGCCCAGUAUGGGACCUACAUUCGGUAUCAAGGGUGGAGCUGCCGGUGGUGGUUACAGCCAGGUCAUUCCCAUGGACGAAUUCAACCUCCACUUGACUGGUGACAUCCACGCCAUUACAGCCGCCAACAACCUGCUCGCUGCCGCAAUCGAGACCCGCAUCUUCCACGAGAAUACACAGAAGGACGCUGCCCUGUACAAGCGGUUGGUACCUGCGAAGAAGGGUGGACGCGAGUUCGCACCUGUCAUGUUCCGUCGCCUGAAGAAGCUCGGCAUUGACAAGACCAACCCCGAUGACCUGAACGAGGAGGAGAUCACCAAGUUCGCCCGCCUGGACAUCGACCCUGAGACCAUCACAUGGCGCCGUGUCUUGGAUGUCAACGACAGGCAUCUGCGAGGCAUCACCAUUGGCCAGGCACCCACCGAGAAGGGUCAGACCCGCGAGACCGGCUUCGACAUCUCCGUCGCCAGUGAGUGUAUGGCCAUUCUCGCGCUCAGCAACGACCUUACGGAUCUUCGCGAGCGUCUCGGCCGCAUGGUUGUCGCCAGUUCCCGCAGAGGUGAACCAGUCACCUGCGACGACAUCGGUGCUGGUGGUGCUCUAACUGCCCUCCUCCGCGAUGCCAUCAAGCCCAACAUGAUGCAGACCCUGGAGGGAACCCCUGUCUUCGUCCACGCCGGUCCCUUCGCCAACAUCUCUAUCGGCGCGUCAUCCGUCCUUGCCGACAAGCUCGCACUCAAGCUUGCCGGUACCGAAGCUGGCGAGAAUCACGACGAGAGGACCGGUUUCGUCGUCACAGAAGCUGGAUUCGACUUCACCAUGGGCGGCGAGCGCUUCUUCAACAUCAAGUGCCGCUCCUCCGGCCUCGUCCCGGACACCGUCGUCAUCGUCGCAACCGUCCGCGCCCUCAAGGUCCACGGCGGCGGUCCUGAGAUCAAGCCCGGCGCUCAGCUCCAGGAGUGCUACCGCACCGAGGACAUCGACAUGCUGCGCAAGGGCUGCAUCAACCUGAAGAAGCACAUCGCGAAUGCGCGCUCUUACGGCGUCCCCGUCGUCGUCGCCAUCAACAAGUUCGCCACAGACACCCAGGCCGAAAUCGACGUCAUCCGCGAGGAGUCCCUCGCCGCCGGCGCCGAAGAUGCCAUCCCCGCGAACCAUUUCGCCGAGGGUGGAAAGGGCGCCAAGGACCUCGCGGAGGGUAUCAUCAAGGCCUCCGCGCAGCCUAAGGACUUCAAGCUGCUGUACAAUCUCGACAACACCGUGCAGGAGCGCAUGGAGGAGAUUGCGAAGAAGAUGUACGGCGCCUCUGCUGUUGAGUUUAGUGAGCUUGCGCAGAAGAAGGUUGAUACGUACACCAAGCAGGGUCUGGGUAACUUGCCUAUCUGCGUGGCGAAGACGCAGUACUCGCUUUCUCACGAUCCGGCACUCAAGGGCGCGCCGGAGGGCUUCACUGUUCCGAUUCGCGAUGUUCGUAUGGCCGCUGGUGCUGGGUACUUGUAUGCGCUGGCUGCUGAUAUUCAGACUAUUCCUGGUCUGCCUACCGCUCCAGGGUACCUCAACAUUGACGUUGAUACCGAGACUGGUGAGAUCGACGGCAUGUUCUAGAUGACCAAGCGCAGCAAGGUCCUUGGGAGCCUUACGAGUCCUACGAGAUCGUGGAGGUAGUCACGUGGUAGAAGAGGAUGUUUUCAACAACUUGACGUUCUUCAGCAUAUGGCGUUUACAGGAUGGGGUUGGGAUAUGAUAUUGUAGCGAUAUUCAACACUUGGAUGCAUAGCAUGGGGAGGUCUCCAAACAUCAACCAGAUAGAUCUCAAAAAGGGAAGAAGAAAAUGAUACUCAUAAUCCGUU
This is a messenger RNA of Macroventuria anomochaeta, 3319 nucleotides long. RefSeq names its product FTHFS-domain-containing protein. Gene Ontology annotation, biological process: tetrahydrofolate interconversion. Gene Ontology annotation, molecular function: methenyltetrahydrofolate cyclohydrolase activity; formate-tetrahydrofolate ligase activity; methylenetetrahydrofolate dehydrogenase (NADP+) activity. Gene Ontology annotation, cellular component: cytosol. The record is from RefSeq and is a predicted model, not a curated record. The transcript has 2 exons. Bases 255 to 3074 code for a protein of 939 amino acids. Lineage: Eukaryota; Fungi; Ascomycota; Dothideomycetes; Pleosporales; Didymellaceae.